CUGAAAUAUAGAAUCAUUGGACUUUUAAAUCUGUUUAUUAAUAUCAACAAAUUAUAUUCUAUCAUGACACAUGGUAGACACAUGGUAGUAGUCCUUUGAGAGAUGGUUAAUAUUGACAUAUCAUUUUGUAUGUUGCAGCAUUCUGAAGAUAUGGCAUCUCAGUACAAGUAUCUACUCACAGAAUGACUACAAUCUAGUUUGGUUUUUCUUUGUCUUGAAGUUCUGAACAGCAAGACAUCCAGUACAGUGAGAACUUAUCUACUUUGAAAACAAUCUAAUAAUACCUGAAUAAAAGAUUUAGCUGCAGUUAUAUCACCCAGCAUGAUGAUUCUUUUCUGUCAAAGAUGUCUAAACUAGGAGUUCAAACCGAACUGAUGGAGUGAAUAAUGAUGUGUAAGAAGAAGUUGUGGAUUGUUUUGGCCCUGUGCUUUGCACUUUCCAUCUGGAAGAUAUAUAUUUCUGUUUCAUCUUUGUCCAAAAAUCUUGGUGAGAGGCUACUGCAAGACUCAUUAAUGAAAGAGGAAAUGUGUUACUAUAACAAAUGUAUUGGCCUAAGCAGUUGGGAUUGGUUUUGUGACCUCUUUGAUGCCUCCGUAAACUGCCUGCUGACUCUUGAAAACUCUGAUAUCCCACCAGAGGUUCUUCAGUGGUGGCUGAAGCUACAAAGUUCAAAAGAUGGCAGCCAAAUUCAGAAGAUGGUAAAAUAUCUGUCACCCACUGCUAGAGUUCAGGAUGUUGUUCAUUGUGGAACUUGUGCUGUGGUAGGAAACUCAGGAAGGCUGAGGGGCUCUAAAUAUGGAGAGAAGAUAGAUUCUCACAAGUUUGUGAUGAGAAUGAACACUGCACAGGUUACAGGUUUUGAGGAAGAUGUUGGUACACGAACCACACACCAUUUCAUGUACCCAGAGAGUGCUAUGAAUCUCCAUCCUAAUGUGCAUCUUGUACUAGUCCCUUUCAAACCUCUGGAUCUCAAAUGGUUGGCCAGUGCCCUUUCAACAGGAGAUAUCCAGCAAACGUACAAAAGAGUUAAACGAUUUAUUAAAGCCGACAAAAACAAGAUUCUAAUAAUUCAUCCUGGUUUCCUGAAAUAUAUCCAAGACAAAUGGACACAGCAUCAUGGAAAGUAUCCUUCCACUGGGUUGAUUACACUGAUUUUUGCCAUUCAUACUUGCACACGGGUUUCUGUCUUUGGCUUUGGUGCAGACAGCAAAGGGAACUGGCAUCACUACUGGGAAGACAAUCGUAAUGCAGGGGCCUUUCUCAAGUCUGGAGUACACAAUGGCACUUUUGAGCUACAACUCAUUGAAAGGCUGGCAACUGAAGGCAAAGUGGCAUUCUAUAAAUAGUUGAUACUUUACACUACGCGUCUAAACUUCCUUAAUUAGAUUGAAAUAGGGAUAUAAUGCCUCCCAAAAUUAUCUUAGUCUUACAGGUCUUCACAUUCAGAUUUUUAAAAAUUAUCUCUGUUCUGGGUUCAAAGAAAAGCAAAACUAGAAUAAAACACAAGAAGAGGAGACAUUUCUGUUUGUUUCAUGCACCAAAUAUUAAAAAUAUGAGCAACAUGGUCCUGCUUUUCUGAAUGUAUGCAUUUUAGAAUAACAGAGACUGUAAACACUAGUUGUUACUAGCUUCAGAUUUUGCUCCAUUCUCUGAGUAUGAAACGAUAGACAGAACAAUUCAGAUUUACUUAGCUGUGUUUUUGACACCAGAAGAAAUUGGAGCACCAAAAGUAGCAUCAAAAGAAACAUAUUUCUGAUUAUAUUCAGAACCGGUGUUUGAAUGUGAAAUAUAUCUUUGAAUUUGAAAAAUAGGCUUUCUGAUAACUCAUUUGGUGUUUCUCCUUCCCUCCAUCAUAAUUUGUAAAUCAAGUUCUCAAUAAAUUAUCCAAAUUUUUAAUAUUAUUUGAAUAUUACUUGAAAUGAUUAUUAUUUUAAUUUUAUUUGAAAUGAUUGCUGGAAAUAUGUUUAUUAAAUGUAUAUACAUCUUGCUGUUUGGAGUGAUUCUAGAUAUAUAUUACAACAGCCAUUAUUUAGGAAUGUCUAAUACACUAAUUGGCAACUCUAUAUUAGCUUCAUCAAUUGUAGACCCAAUAUCAAAACAUGUAAGAGUAAUGUUAGCAAAAAUGGGGAAAUUCACAUUAUUAUUAUUUUUUUACUUAAAACUUUUAUUUAAACAAUGGUAAGCUAAGUAGUCAAUGAUUUGGUUCAUAAUACAGUUUUCUAUGAUACUAGAUAAAUUUUUGUUGGCAUGACCAUUCCCGUGAUUAGACAUAUUGCGUGAUAAACUUUUUCUCU
Messenger RNA from Notechis scutatus (mainland tiger snake), 2294 nucleotides. Lineage: Eukaryota; Metazoa; Chordata; Lepidosauria; Squamata; Elapidae. The record is from RefSeq and is a predicted model, not a curated record.